AUUCAGUUUUGUUUGCAAACAAAGUCGUUCGCGUUUCCGAGGUUUUCAAGUUUUACUAAAAAGACUUAAAUAUUCAAGGCUUUUUAAUGGUUGCUAUUCUUUCCUAGUUAUUCCUAUUUCCAAUAAUAAGUUAGUUUUUACAAUCACGCUGAUAAAUGGUGCAUACUAUGAGUGUUUGUCACAUAUGUUUACAACCAUGCCUUACCAACAACCGACUUAUGAACAGAAACUUUCGCGAAAAAGCUCAGGAUAUUUUCAGCCUAAUGAUUGAUGUUCGAAAAACAAAGAAUUCGUUGGUAGCUUGCGACACAUGCCAUGCAAGGAUUAAUCAGUACUACGACUUUAAGCAUAACUGUAGGCAACAAGAAGUUAUACAUAAACAUUCGACAAAAAAAUCGACAGGUUUCUCCGUGGCACUUGUCGAAACCGUCGUUCAUUUCCCUACAGUACCAACUGAUUGUGCAUCAAGAAGACCUGACAGAGAUAGAAAAGCAAACGGUACUGACAAUUCAGAAGAUGAUGUCCCUAUAACAGUUCAGUUCAAAGGCACAAAGAAGCAAAAGCAAAACAUAUCGAAACCAAAGAGAGUACUUUUGCGAUUCACAAAAGAACAACUAGCUGAACGAACCAAAAAAGAGCUAUACGAAGAACGGCGCAAAACUAUAUGCGAACAGUGUGGCAAGAUGGUACAAGAUUCCCGAAUGGAAGCUCAUAGAAAUUAUCAUUUAGGGGUUAAACCAUACUCAUGUCUUGAACCUGGCUGUAGUCAAACCUUCCGAUGCAUGGCCUCACGCAGAGUACACGUCAAGCGGACGCAUGUCAAUGGGCACUAUCCAUGCAAUGAAUGUGGCAAAGUUCUUGGAAGUAUACUGACUCUACGAACUCACAUGUACUCACACAAAGAAAAACAGUUUAAAUGUGAAAUCUGUGGGCUUAUGAGCCUUAACAAAUCUCGACUUGAACUUCAUAUGCGAGUGCAUACUCAGAAGCGCGAUUUUAAGUGCCCCCACUGUCCGAAGUCGUUCUAUGUUAACUCGGUUCUCACUUUGCAUCUACGCAGUCAUUCAGGCGAGAAGCCGUACAUUUGUCACGUAUGUCACACUGCAAAUUCGCAUCGCAUAUUGUACGUCAAACAUAUGAAAAAGUUUCAUCCUAAGGAAGAAAUUUACAAAUUGUGCGACAUGCCAAAAUUAGCAGCAAUUGUCAAAAGGGAAUAGCGUGCAAAUGCAAUUGUUUAUUUGAUGAAAUACAUAGGAUAUUUACGUUGUUA
Topomyia yanbarensis is the source of this 1270-nucleotide messenger RNA. RefSeq names its product zinc finger protein 569-like. The coding region runs from base 156 to 1217 and encodes 353 amino acids. Gene Ontology annotation, cellular component: nucleus. The transcript has 3 exons. Gene Ontology annotation, biological process: regulation of transcription by RNA polymerase II. Gene Ontology annotation, molecular function: RNA polymerase II cis-regulatory region sequence-specific DNA binding; DNA-binding transcription factor activity, RNA polymerase II-specific; zinc ion binding. NCBI's taxonomy places the organism in Eukaryota, Metazoa, Arthropoda, Insecta, Diptera, Culicidae. The record is from RefSeq and is a predicted model, not a curated record.